GGAAAGACUACCUUUUCAGUAUCCGUUUUGGCAGAAUAAUGGAACUCAAGACUGUUGAAAAACUGAUUUCUUUGAUCAGGGACAGACCAACUAUCUAUGGACCGAGACCAAAGCGAGGCAAAAAGAAACACCAGAGAAUUCUCGAUGAACUUUGGAAGGAGGUGGCUCUUCAGAUGAAUCGUUCGGUACGCGAAUGUAAACUGAAAUGGACCACCUUAAGGAAUUGCUAUGCAAGGUUAUUGCGUGAAGAACGUUUACAUAAAGUAAAAAAAAGACACUGGCAUCUAAGAAACGAAAUGAGUUUUUUAAGAGGUCACAUUCAACCAUAUACCGAAGUUAGAGGAAUAACUCACAAACGAACUGCUUCGGUACGCACUAAGUUACCACCAGAUUCGUUAUCAACAACAAAUAACUCAUUUGACGAAAAUAACUUUUCACCUACGAUCGAUCAACUUCAACCUAAUGAAACUUCAGCACACAGUAGCAAAACUAUCGAGAACUCAACAAUUGUACAUGAUUUUUUAAUUGUCGAUCAUAAUAACGAACAGUCCUUAAACAAUAAUAAUUGGGAACAUCAUCAGGAACAAGAACAGGAACAAUUGCCAAUUCCAGCAGAAGGAAAUGAGACAAUCAACUAUUGUCCAACGAUCAAUUUAAAUCCGUUUUCACUAGCUGAAAGAAUAAUCGAAACACCAGAAGAAAAUUCUCAGCUUUCGAAAUAUAAAGAAGAACGAUCUGAAGCAAAUAUUUUGUUCUUAAGGAGUUUGUUGCCCGAUAUAAAUAAACUUUCGGACAGGAAGCAGAGGAUUUUCAAACGGAAAACCUUAGAAGUGCUAGAGUUAUUAUUUGAUGAAGAUGAAUUUGAUGUGUCUAGGGAUGAUAAUGUUCAUGUGAGGCAAUGCCAAAUACCAAGAUCUAACUAUAUCGUUCAGCAGAACCUCAAUCAUUCAGCUAUAGGAUCGGAAAAGUUUGUUCAAAAAGUCGAACCAACGAGCCCAUAGACAUAAAAAGUGUCAUAACUAAAUAUUUUAAAUAUAAUAAUUAUAAACUUAUAAUGCACAUGUGUAAAUAUUGUAAACUACUAUUAAUAUUAAAAAAAAUACAAAUUAACACAUUGAUAAAAUUCUCUUUGACGAAUUAAUUUCAGGGCUGCCACUAAAAAUAAAUAUGUCCCUUCAUUUAAGAUUAGCUUAAGAAAUAUCUCGAAGAACUGAAACUUCUUAAUUACCGGUAGAAAUAGGUGACUUGAUGGUUUAUCUAACCGAAUAGUGGAACAAAUCUUUACAUAGUUUUUUCGAAAGUAAGAUUAUUGCUCUAGAUAUUUUAAAAGCAUUUGAUAUAGUUUAGCACCAAGCUCUCUUAUCGAAAAUGCGUGCCUUCUAAUAGUUCAAUACAAGUUGUAUUAGAUAGGUUAGGUUAGGUUGAGGGGCUGACAGUUGAUGUCUUUACCGUCACAUUUAGAUCAAUACAGAUCCAUUGUGAUACCCGUGAGUAUUGUUACUCAAGCUAAUAAGAAAAUCCUAUGUGUUCAGUUAGUAAAGCCAUUUAGAGGCUUUGACGAAGUUCAGAAUGUUCGUACCUAGCGUAGUAGAGA
Molecule: messenger RNA, 1594 nt
Organism: Eupeodes corollae
Lineage: Eukaryota; Metazoa; Arthropoda; Insecta; Diptera; Syrphidae
Exons: 2
Coding region: 39-1001 (320 amino acids)
Biological process (GO): regulation of transcription by RNA polymerase II
Cellular component (GO): transcription regulator complex; nucleus
Molecular function (GO): DNA binding
Source: RefSeq, a predicted model, not a curated record